Syngnathus acus (greater pipefish) is the source of this 4470-nucleotide messenger RNA. Its product is annotated as lymphocyte antigen 75-like. Bases 1 to 4470 code for a protein of 1489 amino acids. The transcript has 38 exons. Gene Ontology annotation, molecular function: signaling receptor activity. The record is from RefSeq and is a predicted model, not a curated record. NCBI's taxonomy places the organism in Eukaryota, Metazoa, Chordata, Actinopteri, Syngnathiformes, Syngnathidae.
AUGAAUCCUGCGCAUACGUCAACCAAGGUGUGCACGGAGACAGUCAGCCAAGAAAGUGGAGACAUGGCUCGUGCAGAUCCUCAUUCGUCUUCCUACUGUGACUCUAACGAGAUCCUGUACAAGGACUCUUGUUAUCACUUUGAGGGGACGCCUAAUACUUGGCAAGCGGCUGAAGAUUUCUGCAAGGAAAAGAGAGGUCUCUUGGCCAGCGUCCGCUCACCGGUUGACAGACGAUUUUUGGCUGCUCACGUGCGAGAAGGAGUUCAACCUUGGCUGGGACUCAAGAACAACAGUGGCAAAUUUGAGUGGCUCGACGGAUCAUCUACAGACAACGUCACAAAGAACCCUACUCAAAAUGCAGAUGACUGCGCAAAGUUGAAUGAGAAUGGAGAAAUUCAGCUUGAGGGUUGUACUGGCCUUGGUCCAUCCAUCUGUCAAAAAGGCAAGGCCAGAGCUUCUCUUCCGCUACUUCCGGCGUCGGCAUCAGCGUCAGGCAAGAGUGCAAAGUGCGGCUGGUGGCGGGAGAACCCCGCCAACGACUUCUGCUACCUGAUCAACGCCAUGCCCACCAAGACCUGGAAGGAGGCACGAGACGAGUGCGCCCGCCUCAGAGGCAACCUGCUCGCCAUCACCGACUCGAACGAACACACCUUCAUACGAGGGCUUCUGCCAAGCGGUUCCUCUUUGUGGUUGGACGCCAGCGACAUCAUUGUUGAAGUCGGCAGCGAGCAGUCUGACGAAUCCUCACCGAGUUCCGUCCUUUUGGGCGCAAGUAACCCUGGUGACCCCCUCGGCCGACGCUGCAACUCCUUACUCAGUGGCAAGGGCGGCAUGGAAGUUGUCGAUUGCGAGAAGAAGCGCGGCUACGUCUGCAAGAGAAGAGUCGUUCAGACAUGUGAAAGGACCAAAGGGUGGCGCCGCUUUGGCUCCAACUGCUACAAGAAGAUGGAGACCACCAACGGUUGGCUGGGGGCUCGUUACGACUGCGUCCGGGAGGGCGGCGACCUGGUCUCCAUCACCUCCGAGGACGAGCAAAGCUUCGUGAAGGAGCAAAUGGGCGACAAGCCGUUCUGGAUCGGACGUUCCAAUCUGAACUGCGACGUGGCCUGGUGUCGGUUUUUUGAAGCAGGAGAAAAAAGACUGUCUUUGUCCGACACCGGUGUGACGCCGACCUACGCCAACUGGGACUCGCGUCAAGAUAGAAGCCCCAACAAUGAAUCCUGCGCGUACGUCAACCAAGGUGUGCACGUAGACAGUCAGCCUGGAAAGUGGAGACAUGGCUCGUGCAGAUCCUCCUUAAUGUACAUGUGCGAGCGGCCGCUCGACGCCUGCCCAGACGGACGACUGUGUUCCUACAAAGACUAUGGAAUCGGCUACAAUCGAGUGGAGACUUCCUACUGCGACACUGGCGACUUCCUGUACAGGGACUCUUGCUAUCACUUUGAGGGGAUGAAGCGAACUUGGGAGGCAGCCGAGAGGUUCUGCGAAGAAUGGAACGGUGGUCACCUGGCCAGCGUCCAGUCACUGGUUGAUGGCCAAUUCUUGGCUGCUCACGCGCCAUAUGCAGGAGGAGUGCAAUCUUGGGUGGGACUCAAGAAGAACAAGGACAACUUUGAGUGGAGCGACGCAACACCUACGGGCAACAUUGUGUGGGUGCCAAACGGGCCGAAAGGGCGUGGUGGCUGCUCUGCCUUGUCGCCGACUGGUCAACUUGAGGAUUGGCCCUGCACCGAAAGUCGGCCAUUCAUCUGUAAAAAAGCCAUGGUCCAAGAGUUUCUUCUUCCUCCGCCGGCAGGCUGGAGUGCAAAGUGCGGUUGGUGGCUGGACCGAUCCUCCGACGACUUCUGCUACCUGAUCCAACGCAGGCCCACCAAGACGUGGCAGAAGGCGCGAGACGACUGCCUCCGCCGAGGAGGCGACCUGCUCAGCAUCGCCGACUCAAAUGAACAGGCAUUCAUACAAGGUUUGUACACUUUUCUGCCGAGCGCUCCCUCUCUGUGGUUGGGCGUGAACAACAACAUCACGAAAGACGGGAGCGAAUGGACUGACGGAUCCCCGUUUGGUUACGUGCUCAUGGACGGAGAUGACCCCGGUGACCUCUCUGGUGCAUCCUGUCUUUCCUUACUCACAAGCAACGGCCGCUGGAAGUUUGACGAUUGCAGGAAGAAAAGGGGCUACAUCUGCAAGAAAAGAGGAAUCCCGGCAAAGCCUCAGCAGCCUCUUCCUGCUUUAACCCAUCAUGAGCCAACAUGUGACACAGUCAACGGAUGGAGUCCUCACGGCUCAAACUGUUACAAGAAGAUGGAGACCCCCAACGGUUGGCUGGGGGCUCGUCACAACUGCCUCUGGGAGGGCGCGGACCUUGUCUCCAUCACCUCUGAAGACGAGGAAAUGUUUGUGAUGGAGCAAAUGGGCAACAAACCGUUCUGGAUCGGACUCUCCAAUCUGAACUGCAACGAGACCUGGUGUCAGUUUUUUAAAGCGGGCGAAAAGAGCGUGACUUGGUCCUACACCAGUGUGACGCCGACCUACGCCAACUGGGACCCGCGUCAAGACCAGAGCUUCAACGAUGAAUCCUGCGCAUACGUCAACCAAGGUGUGCACGGAGACAGUCAGCCUAGCAAGUGGAGCCAUGGCUCGUGCAGAUCCUCAUUGGUGUACAUGUGCGAGCGGUCGCCCGACGACUGCCCAGAUGGAUGGCCGUGUUCCUACAAAGACUUAGGUUACAGUUACAGUCGAGUGGAGACUUCCUACUGUGACUCUGACGAGUUCCUGUACAAGGACUCUUGUUAUCACUUUGAGGGGACGCCUAAAACUUGGCAAGCGGCUGAAGAUUUCUGCAAGGAAAAGAGAGGUCUCUUGGCCAGCGUCCGCUCACCGGUUGACAGACGAUUUUUGGCUGCUCACGUGCGAGAAGGAGUUCAACCUUGGCUGGGACUCAAGGAAAGCACAGCCAAGUUUGAGUGGCUCGACGGAUCAUCUACAGACAACGUCACAAAGAACCUUACUCAAAAUGCAGAUGACUGCGCAAAGUUGAAUGAGAAUGGAGAAAUUCAGCUUGAGGGUUGUACUGGCCUUCGUCCAUCCAUCUGUCAAAAAGGCAAGGCCAGAGCUUCUCUUCCGCUACUUCCGGCGUUGGCAUCAGCGUCAGGCAAGAGUGCAAAGUGCGGCUGGUGGCGGGAGAACCCCGCCAACGACUUGUGCUACCUGAUCAACGCCAUGCCCACCAAGACCUGGAAGGAGACGCGGGACGAGUGCGCCCGCCUCAGAGGCAACCUGCUCGCCAUCACCGACUCGAACGAACACACCUUCAUACGAGGGCUUCUGGCAAGCGGUUCCUCUUUGUGGUUGGACGCCAGCGACACCAUUGUUGAAGUCGGCAGCAAGCAGUCUGACGAAUCCUCACCGAGUUCCGUCCUUUUGGGCGCAAGUAACCCUGGUGACCCCCCCGGCCGACGCUGCAACUCCUUACUCAGUGGCAAGGGCGGCGUGGAAGUUGUCGAUUGCGAGAAGAAGCGCGGCUACGUCUGCAAGAGAAGAGUCGUUCAGACAUGUGAAAGGGCCAAAGGGUGGCGCCGCUUUGGCUCCAACUGCUACAAGAAGACGGAGACCACCAACGGUUGGCUGGGGGCUCGUUACGACUGCGUCUGGGAGGGCGGCGACCUGGUCUCCAUCACCUCCGAGGACGAGCAAAGCUUCGUGAAGGAGCAAAUGGGCGACAAGCCGUUCUGGAUCGGACGUUCCAAUCUGAACUGCGACGUGGCCUGGUGUCAGUUUUUUGAAGCAGGGGAAAAAAGACUGUCUUUGUCCGACACCGGUGUGACGCCGACCUACGCCAACUGGGACUCGCGUCAAGGUAGAAGCUCCGACGAUGAAUCCUGCGCGUACGUCAACCAAGGUGUGCACGUAGACAGUCAGCCUGGAAAGUGGAGACAUGGCUCGUGCGGAUCCUCAUUGGCGUACAUGUGCGAGCGGCCGCUCGACGCCUGCCCAGACGGACGACUGUGUUCCUACAAAGACUAUGGAACGGGCUACAAUCGAGUGGAGACUUCCUACUGCGACACUGGCGACUUCCUGUACAGGGACUCUUGCUAUCACUUUGAGGGGAUGAAGCGAACUUGGGAGGCAGCCGAGAGGUUCUGCGAAGAAUGGAACGGUGGUCACCUGGCCAGCGUCCUCUCAUGGGAUGAGGGCCAAUUCUUGGCUGCUCACGCACCAUAUGCAGGAGGAGUGCAAUCUUGGGUGGGACUCAAGAAGAACAAGGACAACUUUGAGUGGAGCGACGCAACACCCACGGGCAACAUUGCAUGGGUGCGAAACCGGCCAACAGGACGUGGUGAUUGCUGUGCGCUAACGCCAACUGGACAAGUUGCGGACUGGCCCUGCACCAAUAGUCGGUCAUUCAUCUGUAAAAAAGGUCCGAAAAUGAAGACCACUCACUUUGCACUUCCGUGUGCUCCCUCUAUCUAA